Malassezia japonica is the source of this 2277-nucleotide messenger RNA. RefSeq names its product DNA helicase (gene SSL2). Gene Ontology annotation, cellular component: transcription factor TFIIH holo complex; nucleotide-excision repair factor 3 complex; transcription preinitiation complex. Lineage: Eukaryota; Fungi; Basidiomycota; Malasseziomycetes; Malasseziales; Malasseziaceae. The record is from RefSeq and is a predicted model, not a curated record. Gene Ontology annotation, biological process: nucleotide-excision repair; transcription initiation at RNA polymerase II promoter. Gene Ontology annotation, molecular function: DNA binding; hydrolase activity; ATP binding. The transcript is spliced from 3 exons. Bases 1 to 2277 code for a protein of 758 amino acids.
AUGUCGGCCAGUGCGGGGGACGAUGCCCCCUUGUCGGGCCUGAAUGCGGUCUCCUCGAUCGUGCGCCGCGACUUUUCGCGCAUGCCGCUCAAGAUUGAUCACAAUAGCCGCCCCCUGUGGAUCUCGCCGGACGAUGGGCACAUCAUUCUCGAAGGAUUCAAUACGCUCGCCGAGCAGGCGCAAGACUUUCUCAUUGCGAUCGCAGAGCCUGUCAGCCGCCCGAGCUUUGUGCACGAGUACAAAUUGACGCCUUACUCGCUCUAUGCGGCGGUUUCGGUCGGCUUGGAGCCGAACGACAUUAUCGAGGUGCUGAACCGCCUGUCCAAGGUGCCCGUGCCCAAGUCCGUGCUCGAUUUUAUCCGCGAGUACACGGCGAGCUUUGGCAAGAUCAAGCUGGUUUUGCGGCAAAACAAGUACUUUGUUGAGAGCUCGCACCCCGAGAUUCUGCAGAUGCUCCUACGCGACGAAGUCAUUGCGGAAGCACGCAUCAAGCCCGACGCCACCGCGGCGCCGGCACGGCCCGAAGCAGCGCCGAAAGCGCCAACCGCGACGUCUGCUGCCGCGCCGAGCCAAGGCGAGCAAGAGGGCACAGGCACGCCGGGCGCUCAGCCGGCCGGCGAGCAGGACCUCUUUAGCGCGGUGAUUGGCGUGUACGAUGCCGACGAGCUCGACGAGGACGACGCGGUGCACAGUUUCGAGAUCCGCGAAGAGUUUAUCGAGACGGUGAAGCGGCGCUGCAAUGAGCUCGGUUUUCCUAUGCUUGAGGAGUACGACUUCCGCAACGACCGGCUGAAUCCCGACCUGGACAUUGACCUAAAGCCUAUCACGCAUAUCCGGCCGUACCAGGAAAAGAGUCUUGCCAAGAUGUUUGGUAACAGUCGCGCACGCAGCGGCAUUAUUGUGCUGCCGUGUGGCGCCGGCAAGACCUUGGUCGGGAUUACCGCUGCGUGCACGAUCAAAAAGUCGUGCCUCGUGCUUUGCACCAGCAGCGUGAGUGUCAUGCAAUGGCGGCAGCAGUUCCUGCAGUGGAGCAACGUGCAAGACUCGCAGAUCAGCGUAUUCACUGCGGACGAGAAGCAAAAGUUCUCGGGUGCGUCGGGUAUCGUCGUGUCGACCUACUCCAUGGUAGCCAACACCGGCAAGCGCUCGCACACCUCGCAAAAAAUGAUGAACUUUUUGGAGAGCCGCGAAUGGGGUUUCAUCUUGCUGGACGAGGUGCACGUCGUGCCCGCUAGCAUGUUCCGUCGCGUCCUGACCAAGAUCAAGGCGCAUGCCAAGCUCGGCCUUACUGCGACGCUCGUGCGUGAGGACGAAAAGAUUGACGAACUGAAUUUCCUGGUCGGUCCCAAGUUGUAUGAAGCCAACUGGAUGGACCUCGCCGCGAAAGGGCACAUUGCGACGGUGCAGUGCGCCGAGGUAUGGUGCUCCAUGACCGCUGAGUUCUACCGCGAGUACCUCCGCGAAAAGAGCCGCAAAAAGAUGCUACUGUACUGUAUGAACCCUACCAAGUUCCAGGCGGCGCAGUACCUGAUCCAGUACCACGAGAACCGGGGCGACAAGAUCAUUGUGUUUUCUGACAAUGUGUACGCUUUGGAGGCGUACGCCAUCAAGCUAGGCAAGCCCUACAUCCACGGCGGCACGCCGCAGAUUGAGCGCAUGCGCAUUCUGCAAAACUUCCAGCACAACCCGAUCGUCAAUACCAUCUUCCUGUCCAAGGUCGGCGAUACGUCGAUCGAUUUGCCGGAAGCGACGUGCCUCAUCCAGAUCUCGUCGCACUUUGGCUCGCGUCGUCAAGAGGCGCAGCGUCUCGGCCGCAUUCUGCGUGCCAAGCGCCGCAAUGACGAGGGCUUCAACGCUUUCUUUUACAGUCUCGUGAGCAAGGACACGGCCGAGAUGUUCUACUCGACAAAGCGGCAGCAGUUCCUGAUCGACCAGGGCUAUGCGUUCCGCGUGAUUAUGAAUUUGGUGGGCCAGCAAGAGAUGCCAGGCCUCGUCUACUCUACCAAGUCGGAGCAGAUUGAACUCUUGCAGAGCGUGCUGAUCGCUUCGGAGAGCGCCGCCGACUUUGGCUCCGACGUGCACGCGGGCGAAAUGGGCCUCGCGCCCGGCAGCGCGCCCAAGGCCAAGCGGAUGACCGGCAGCCUCAACGCAUUGAGCGGUGCACAGCACAUGUCCUAUGUGGAACGCAACCGCUCCAUGAACCGCUCUCUGGCCAACGACCAGCCGCGGCACAAGGCGUUCCAAAAGCGCCUCGCUGGCGCCAAGAAGCGUACAUAG